Messenger RNA from Trifolium pratense (red clover), 1633 nucleotides. RefSeq lists its product as uncharacterized. The coding region runs from base 212 to 1453 and encodes 413 amino acids. NCBI's taxonomy places the organism in Eukaryota, Viridiplantae, Streptophyta, Magnoliopsida, Fabales, Fabaceae. The record is from RefSeq and is a predicted model, not a curated record. The transcript has 4 exons.
CGUGUCCCAAAAAGGAAAGAAAAGAUAAUUUAAAAUAUUGAAUUACAAUCUCUACACUUGCAUUCAUUCAUUCAUUAUCUUAUCUACUAUUUAAUACCGACACACUCUAAAUUUCCAGACUCUGUCAUUUUCCAGACUUUCUUGAGUUUAAUUCACUUUUUUAAAGGCUUCCAGGGAGGACUAUCUUGCAAGAUUUUGCUAACAGGUCAACAUGUGUUCUAUGUCUGGAAAUUUUGUAUUUUCACUUUCAAUACUUCUUCUGUUGUUGAGCACAUCAUGCUCAGGUUCUAUUCUGAAGACUGAAGCUAAGAUAAAAUCAGCUGUUUUUUUAUCCCCCAAAUUUGAGCUAGGACCUGGAUCAGUUGUUAAUAGAUAUUAUUAUGAUAUUGAUUUUCCAAGAGGUCAUGUAGCAAUCAAGAGUUUCGAUGCUGAAGUAGUUGAUGAAGCUGGUAAUCCUAUACCUCUCCAUGAAACUUAUCUCCAUCAUUGGCUUGUUGUAAGAUAUCAUCAAAGUAAAGCAAACUCGCAUUUGAAAAAUACUUUUAGGAACAGUGGCAUGUGUCAGGGAACUAUUUAUGCACAAUACUUUGGCCUUGGAUCCGAAACACGACGAACGGCGACUGAUAUUCCGGAUCCUUUUGGAAUAGAGAUAGGUAAUCCUGCAGAGAUUCCAGAAGAGUUUGAGGAGAAAUGGCUGGUUAAUAUUCAUGCUAUUGAUACGCGCGGCGCAGAGGAUAAAUCAGGGUGCACCGAGUGUAUGUGUGACCUUUAUAAUGUUACAGUCGAUGAAUCUGGAAGGUCUAUUAGACCAGAUUAUAAAGGAGGUUUGUUAUGUUGUUAUGAUCAUACACAGUGCAAGCUGAAGGAAGGUUUUGAGGGUCCAAAGAGAAGCCUCUACUUAAGAUACAAAGUGAAAUGGAUUGAUUGGGAUGAUUAUAUAGUGCCUGUUAAGAUAUAUGUACUUGAUGUGACUGAUACUUUGAAACUAUCAGAUGAUUCAAAAGGAACGAACUCAGAUCAUAAUUGCAAGGUUGAGUAUCAAGUAGAAUCAUGCAGUACAGACCACAAGGAGGAAAAUGGUUGUGUUCAUGUAAAGAGGACAAAUCUCCCAUUUCAAACAGGUGGCUAUGUGAUCUAUGGGGUUGCUCAUCAACAUUCGGGCGGAAUUGGAUCAACUCUAUAUGGACAGGACGGGAGGGUUAUAUGUUCAUCUAUACCAAUUUAUGGAAAUGGGAAUGAAGCAGGAAAUGAAGUAGGGCACAUUGUAGGAAUGUCCACUUGUUAUCCUCAACCAGGUUCUGUCAAGAUAAUCGAUGGUGAAACUUUAACUCUAGAAUCUAUCUACAAUAACACCAAGGAACACACUGGAGUAAUGGGGCUUUUCUACCUUUUAGUAGCCGAACAACUCCCAUAUACCAGCACUUUAGACAUUCUAUCCUCUAGUUUCCUGUAAUUGUUUAGUUUGUAUUUUUGUAUUCAUCCACUCUUUCUGGUAUCAUAUGGAUAUGGCUAUGUGGUAUGUUUGUUGUACAAUGUAGCAUAUUGAUAUGCUUAUGUUUCAAAAAAAAAAAAGCAUAUUGAUAUGCUUAAAAUAAUGGGAUUUCCAUUUAUUAUGAAGAAUAUUUCUGUUUCA